GACUUAAAAAACUCAGCCACCUUAUCAAAACAAUUCACUCUAAUACCGACCAGUCAGAUAUGCAUUUGCAAUAUAUUCAUUUAGAUAUUCUAUUAAUUAAUCAAUAUACAAAGUGCAAUCUUCAGUCACCUUCAAUAUUGGAUCCUGCCUAUAUCCAAGUAUGGCUUGAAGAAGCUUAUACUGUUUGGAAACAG
Messenger RNA from Dentiscutata erythropus, 194 nucleotides. Lineage: Eukaryota; Fungi; Glomeromycota; Glomeromycetes; Diversisporales; Gigasporaceae. The record is from the annotation of a GenBank genome assembly.